This is a messenger RNA of Anoplophora glabripennis (Asian longhorned beetle), 1913 nucleotides long. It is a transcript of the gene Mettl3, whose product is annotated as N6-adenosine-methyltransferase subunit METTL3. The coding region runs from base 25 to 1749 and encodes 574 amino acids. The record is from RefSeq and is a predicted model, not a curated record. Lineage: Eukaryota; Metazoa; Arthropoda; Insecta; Coleoptera; Cerambycidae. Gene Ontology annotation, cellular component: nucleus; RNA N6-methyladenosine methyltransferase complex. The transcript has 4 exons. Gene Ontology annotation, molecular function: mRNA (2'-O-methyladenosine-N6-)-methyltransferase activity; mRNA m(6)A methyltransferase activity.
AUUUGUUCUGCUGUCAUUUAGGUUAUGGAAAUAUGUUUUAAAUUGUCAAAAGUUUUACAAAUACAAAUUUACUAUUUCAUGUCGGAUGCCUGGGAAGAAAUUCAAGCCAUUAAGAGCAAAAGACAUAGCUUGCGGGAACGUCUUGAAAAAAGAAAGAAAGAACGGCAAGAUAUACUUGGAUCUAGCUUAGGUGCUGCGUCUCCAGUAAAUAUUUCUGAAAGUUUAACAAAUAGCUAUAUUUUAAGUACUUCAAGUAAUGUUAAAGAGGAGCAAAAAGUAAAAUUAAAUGUGAAAGAUCUGGAGGAUUUGGUCAGAGUAGACCCAGAGCUUGAGAGAGGUUUACUAAAAGAAUUAAGUGAAGUGACACUUCAGUUACCUGUGUCUUCUUCAGAACUUUUAACAUCUCUCAAGUUGACUUCUGAUCGAGAUACAGCACAUAAAAAGAUUUGUAAUCUAUUGGAAAAAUUCGCAAUACAAAAAUUAAUAACUGUAAAAAAUUCUUCGAAAGAUGGAAUUAAUAUGCUGGAAGUAUCACAUGUCGAGGUUUCUAAAGUUAAUGCUAUGAUUCUUGAGUUUACAAUCAGUAGUUCGGAAAUAUCAAAAGAUAUAUUAAAAAGAAAACGGGAUGAAGAAUCACCUGCCAAGAAUAAUGAAAAUGAAGAAGAAAGGAAAAAGAAAGAAAAGAAGGAGCCAAAGGCAGACAUAAUGUCACUUUUGUCAAUGCCCUCAACGAAAGAAAAAGAAAGCAAAAAAUUGGGCGAAGAAAUAUUAGAAUUAUUAAGUAAACCAACGGCCAAGGAAAGGUCACUUACAGAGAGGUUCAAGUCCCAGGGCGGUAAACAACUUAUGGAAUUCUGUCCACAUGGCACCAAAAUAGAUUGCGAACGAAAUGGAAUUGUAGACUGUAAAAAAUUGCACUUUAAAAAAAUUCUGCAAAAACACACUGACGAGUCACUGGGCGAUUGUUCUUUUUUGAAUACUUGCUUUCACAUGGACACCUGUAAAUACGUGCAUUAUGAAGUUGACCGAUGCGGAAAGUCAGAAGAUAAGCCCACAAUUCCAAGCGGGCCUGUAGUUAGAGUGGAAAGUACGACAUUGUAUCCCCCGCAAUGGGUGCAGUGUGAUUUGCGUUACCUGGAUAUGACAGUAUUAGGUAAAUUCGCUGUUAUUAUGGCCGACCCUCCAUGGGAUAUCCACAUGGAGCUGCCUUACGGAACAAUGUCAGACGACGAAAUGAGACAGCUAGGUAUCCCUCAACUCCAAGACGACGGUUUAAUUUUCCUGUGGGUGACAGGUCGAGCCAUGGAGCUCGGAAGAGAGUGCUUAAAGCUGUGGGGUUACGAAAGAGUCGACGAGAUCAUUUGGGUGAAAACCAAUCAACUGCAAAGGAUCAUACGGACUGGACGGACGGGUCAUUGGUUGAACCACGGCAAGGAGCAUUGCUUAGUCGGAAUGAAGGGGAAUCCCCAGAAUUUAAACAGGGGAUUAGAUUCUGACGUCAUAGUAGCAGAAGUAAGGGCUACUAGCCACAAGCCGGACGAGAUAUACGGAAUGAUAGAGCGAUUGUCUCCGGGGACGAGGAAGAUCGAAUUGUUCGGCCGUCCUCAUAACAUCCAACCUAAUUGGAUAACGUUGGGCAACCAGGUCGAUGGGAUUAGGCUCGUCGAUCCCCUGCUUAUAGAGAACUUUAAGAAGAGGUACCCUACUGGUAAUUGCAUGGCUCCUCCACCUGAAGGUACGCAUUCAUAGGAGUAAAACGGUAUGGAAAUUAAUGUAAAUACUAGUCAAAUGUAAGUUUAGAAAACUGUUAUAUUAAGGUCUUAAGUAAAUAAGUGAAAAUUGAUUGCAGUUGUAGAGUGGCCAUUCCAUUUUAAAAUCGUUUACCUGAGGCAAGUUAAAUAUUCACUUUUAAU